Fusarium coffeatum is the source of this 1947-nucleotide messenger RNA. RefSeq lists its product as uncharacterized. The record is from RefSeq and is a predicted model, not a curated record. The transcript has a single exon. Lineage: Eukaryota; Fungi; Ascomycota; Sordariomycetes; Hypocreales; Nectriaceae. Gene Ontology annotation, molecular function: sucrose:proton symporter activity. Gene Ontology annotation, cellular component: membrane. The coding region runs from base 1 to 1947 and encodes 648 amino acids.
AUGGGUGUCCCACCGGAACGCUCUGGAGGUGAGGGACGACCUGCUUCGUCCGCCUCUAACCCACGAAGAACCCCCGGCAAUCAGUCUUAUGCCCGUGUCGCCGCACAGGGAACCGACGAACAAUCGCCUCUCCUGAGACACGACGCCAAUACUAAUACUGCUGUUCAUGGGGAGUCGGAUGAUUCGCAGACAACCAAGAGCAUAUGGUAUCUGCUCCUGUUGACCAUCAGUAUUGGUGGUCUUCAGAUCGCAUGGUCCGUUGAGCUCUCGAAUGGUUCACCAUAUCUUUUAUCUCUCGGGCUCAGCAAGUCUCUUAUGGCUCUGGUCUGGAUUGCCGGCCCCCUUACCGGUACUCUCGUUCAGCCAUACGUGGGUAUGUUGAGUGACAAUUGUCGACUACCCAUGGGAAAGAGAAAGCCUUUCAUGAUUGGAGGCUCUGUUGCAACCAUCCUUUCUCUACUGUUCCUUGCUUGGGCCAAAGAAAUUGUUGCGAGUGCUUCCAACAUCCUUGGUUUCGAUCCCGAGUCACAAGGCGUCAAGACUACAACCAUUGUUGUUGCAGUUAUUGGUGUCUAUGUUCUCGACUUUGCCAUCAACACCGUCCAGGCCUCCAUCCGUGCGUUCAUUGUCGACUGCGCCCCAGCUCACCAGCAGGAGUCCGCCAACGCCAUGGCUAGUCGAAUUACUGGAUUCGGUAACAUCGUUGGAUACAUUGCCGGAUAUGUCGACUUGACUCGUCACCUCGGAUUCCUCGGAAAGACGCAGUUCCAAAUCCUCUGUGCUAUCGCUUGUGUUGCCCUUGCCUUGACUGUAUUUGUGAGCACUGCCAUCAUCAAGGAACGAGACCCUCGACUUGACGGGCCCGCCAAGAAAGAGCAGCACGGCGUGUUCUCGUUCUUCCUCACAAUCUUCAAAUCGAUCAAGCGUCUGCCACCUCAGAUCAAGAGGGUUUGCGAGGUCCAGUUCUGCGCCUGGGUUGGUUUCUUCCCUCUGUUGUUUUACACAUCCUCGUACAUUGGGGAGAUCUAUGUAGAGCCAUACCUUGAAGCGAACCCCCACAUGCCACCGGAGCAGCUCAACAAGCUAUAUGAGCAAGCGACUCGAAUUGGUACAUUCGCACUUCUCAUUAACUCCAUCGUGAGCUUGCUCACGAACGUCUUCCUCCCCUUCUUCAUUGCUCCCACGUACGAUAGCCAGCCUAUCACAAACGUUCCGGGAGAGACACCAGCUUCCGGCUAUUACGAUGAAGACGACGAUGAGAAGCCCUCAUGGUUGGACAAGCUGGCUAUCCCUGGCCUCACCCUCAAGCGCGCUUGGUUCCUCUCCCUUCUCCUCUUUGCUGGAUGCAUGUUCGCCACUCUGUUUGUGCGCACCGUCAAGGCGGCCACCGUGCUGGUUGGACUUGUUGGUAUUACCUGGGCCAUGACACUGUGGGCUCCUUGGGCCAUCAUCAGCGCUGAGAUCAGCCGGAGGGAUGCCCUGAUCCGUGCCCAGAAGAUUCGGCAAGCGGCUGCCAGAGCAAACAACGGUGGAAUCGGGGAUGACGAAGAGGAGGAAGAAAUUGACCAGGCUGGAGUGAUUCUUGGCAUUCACAACAUGGCCAUUGCUGCACCGCAGAUUAUCGCUACUGUGGGCUCUAGUGUCAUUUUCAAGCUCUGGCAGAAGCCGCGAGGUACACCAGGCGACCAUAGCAUCUCUAUCGUGUUCGCCCUUGGCGGUAUUUGUGUUGUGGUUGCAUCCUUCUUCGUGGCCAAGAUCAAGGAUGAUGCCGCCAUGCCAGCUGAUGUUAUGAUUGAGGCCGAAGAAGGACAGAGUGGAGCAGACGAGGCUGCAGGUCGCCGACCAUUGAACAGACGCAAGUCUACUCGGGAUCAGCUUCCCCGGGCAACCCAGGCCCGAGCAACUCUGACACGACACAAGAGUUUUGGAGGAGCCGAGAUGUACUAA